AGGGCGUCGCGCGCAGGGCCGCGCCACCGCCCUCGCCGCCCUCCGGUGACGCCUCCCCGCCGCGGGCGCGCCGAGGCCCGAUGGGCGCCCCCACCGCCGACGGUUGCCAGAGGCGCGGUCGCCGGCGUCCACGGGGGAGUCCUGCGCCAGCAGCCGCAGGAGGCCCGCCCUCGCGCUCCCGCCUCGUCUCGCCCCUCGACGUCUCCAAGGGCACAUUCGCGUACAUCCAGGGCGAGAUGAUCGGGCGCGGGGCGUACGGAUGCGUCUACAAGGCUUUGGACAGCGAGACGGGCCAGAUCUUCGUCGUCAAGGAGGUGGCGCUCGACAUGGGCAGCAAGGAGGACAACGGCUACCGGGAACGCCUCAUGGACGAGUUGGAGAUUUGCCAGAACGUCAGCCAUAAGAACGUGGUCAGCUACUUGGGGCACGAGCACGACGACAGCCACGUCCGCAUCUUCCUGGAGUACGUCGCGGGCGGCCCCAUGACCUCGGUCCUGCGCGAGUUCGGGCCCCUGCGGGGGACGCUGAUGAAGAUGGCCGCGCGGGGCACGCUGGAAGGGCUCAACUACCUCCACUCGCGCUCGCCGCCGAUCGUGCACCGCGACAUCAAGGGCGCGAACGUGCUCGUGGACCUCAGCUUCUGCGUGAGGCUCGCGGACUUCGGCUGCUCCAAGCGGGACGAGAUGACGAUGUCGUACACCAUGUUGGGGUCCAUCCCCUGGAUGGCGCCAGAGGUCAUCCAGCGGGAGGGUGGGCACGGCCGGAAGGCGGACAUCUGGAGCCUGGGCUGCACGCUCAUCGAGUUCGCCUCGGCGGAGCGGCCGUGGGGCAACAGGAGACAAGUUUGACAACAACCCCGUGUUCGCCAUGUGGCACAUAGGUGCCUCCGACGCGACGCCGCCGAUCCCCGACUCGGCCGCUGAUGACGAGCGCGAGCUGAUCAGCCGAUGCGUGCAGCGUUCGCCGGACGACCGCCCGUGGACGGAGGAGUUGCUCCAGAUGAGCUUCGUGGCGUGAGACCCGCAGCAGGAGUCUUUGCACCUCGAAAAACAACAUUCGAGGCAGCGCAUGGCUCCCUCGUCCCUGCCGCCCCUCCUCUUUGCUCGGCCCCCCCCUCCUAGCGCCUAGCGUUGUCCCUCACUCGGGGAGCCCGCGAUCUGCUGGUCGCGACCGCGCUGCGCUCACACACUGCGCCGCGCGCGGCCGUUUGCGUCGCGCCCUCGCUGGGGCGCGCACCACGCGCGCGUUCCGGCCGCCGUUUUCUUUGCGCAGUGUAUGUUUGUGCAGUGCUUUGUUCCUCCACGGGAGGAGCAGAUCGGCACGAGCGUCAGGGUUUCGGGCGGGGUCCGCGUGGUUUUUCUCGGAACGGGGCCAUAUCCCCCUCCCUGGCACGCGGAUCGCGCCAGGGCGGCGCCAGAGGCGCGUCUGGGGGGUCAGCGCCAAUCCAAGAAAUCGGCGCGGACCUCCUUAAAGCCUGUGCUUAUGCUGGUUGUGUGGUCCCGCUCGUCUAUUUCUUUAGGAGCUCCAAAGAGUGCUCCUCUCUGCACACGCCAGGUCAAUUGGCCGCGCUAGAAGCUCGGCCGCGCAAUCAGGGUUGGCGGGCGGUCCAGCAGUUCAAGGAUGCUCUCGAGAGGAGAGACUGGGAUGGGGAGGGAUGAGACGGUGAACCGUGCUGGUUCGAGCAGCUUCACCUGUUCAGGCCGCAACACUGUGUGGCUUUUGACCCAGAGAGAGACCUGUGGGAGCAGAGUUCCCAUUGCAUCCUGCACUAGCCAGGAUCCCGUGGAACGUUGCUCAAAGAGCACUGCCUGUAGUAGGUUGGGUGAGUGCAUUUAUGUCCACCGCCAGGAUACAUCGAUUGUUCCUGGCGGGGCAGACUACCUCCAUCGAGUAACCAAGAACGGCAUGAACGUAGGCUUUCGAAGCUGCGCGCGGAUCUCUUGGAUCGGCUCUGGGACGCCCAUGCCAGCGCCUCCAGCGCCGCACCGGGCGCGCUCCGCGCGCCAGGGAGGUGGGCCCAGCGCGGAUCCAAGAAAUCCGCGAGGACUUCCGAGAAGUUGUGUUUACGUCGUUCUUUGUUCCUCCACUCCACUCCUGCUUUUCGCUUCCCUCUUCUUCCUCUCGGA
Messenger RNA from Prorocentrum cordatum, 2126 nucleotides. Lineage: Eukaryota; Dinophyceae; Prorocentrales; Prorocentraceae. The record is from the annotation of a GenBank genome assembly.